Rhipicephalus microplus (southern cattle tick) is the source of this 1583-nucleotide messenger RNA. RefSeq lists its product as uncharacterized. NCBI's taxonomy places the organism in Eukaryota, Metazoa, Arthropoda, Arachnida, Ixodida, Ixodidae. Gene Ontology annotation, molecular function: protein binding. The record is from RefSeq and is a predicted model, not a curated record.
AAAUCCAGCGUCUGCUGCACGCAAAUAAAGAAAUUUAUUGAGAGCAGACGAGGAUACCUCUUCCUAACCACUCUCACCACGCCAGCUGCGGCCGAACUUAGCACUCCUUACGGGAAACCGCGAAGACAUGAUCCAGGCCAAAACAUGUCUGUGAGCGACCCACUACUGAAGCAGCUCAAAGACCACAUAUUCGACCUUCGUCGCCAUUGUCUGGUGUUGAACAUCGAUGACACCAAUGAACUACUCCUACCAUUCUGCACAACUCUGGAGCUCAUCUUCCGAAAAGGAAUCAAUGUGCAAAAAAAUACUCCCCUUGGUAGCCUGCGCCGAGACUACUGGAAUGUGUUUUUCGCCAUGCUGCGCUUGAAAAAGCAGGACAAGUUACCACUGCGGCUGGCUACGUCUAUUCAGACCGUCAAAGACUUCAAAAAAGUGAAAACGUCGCAAGGGAAAGGUCGACUCCUGCUCCGGGUAUUGCUCAAGCGUCGUCUGCUGAGGGCAGCCGUCGCGUGUCUUCGAGAAUCACCGGGCCUUAUUGCCGUUAUGUACGACCAGUCUCACUCAAUACUCGGGAACGAGAUACUCGCAGAAAUCCUGCUGUCCCUUUUGUACGAGGUGGAUAAGAUUACCUUCAGUAUAACCCUGCGGAACGCCACCUUCCUGGACGAGACAUGGCAUUUAGGGCUCUACCACUGCUUCGAGCUUGUACCAUGCGAUACAUUGGGCAUCAGCAUUGGGUUUGCCGCUGGAGUUCCUGUGGUCACACAAGUUGAAGAAGGAAGUGUCGCGGGGGAAGACGGCAAAAUACAAGUAGGGGAUGUGCUGGACGAUUUGUAUGGCGAGGCACUGAAAGGACGGAAGCGAGGCACAAUCUCCACACUUCUGGACCACUUCAAGGGCAUGCCGGUGUACGUCUCUGUCAUCAAGAGCUACCUAGCAGAUGGCACCACGUACCCACCUAUCGCGAAUAUCCUCAACAGACUCAGACUGUCACCACCUCGUGAAAAAAACGCACAGAGGGGAUUCACGGAUAGGAACUCUCCCGACUUGUUUUCCGAUUCGCCUGGAGCGUCGGGAGUGCCAGUGAAUACACCGCAUGAAAGUGCAGCCUAUGCAGCUGUGUAUAUUGGGAAAACGUACGUUGGAAGUGCUGGUCAUGUUUUGGAGAUCGAAAAGGCCAUCCGGGACGUCACCUUCAAGGAGUCCGACACACACGUGAAACACAGAUUACCGGUAUGGCUCGACCUGAGUGACUGCUACUUCAAGGUCGUCAGCCGGUUCACCAAAGAGAUACUCCUGGAGAAGCAUUUUACUGAGAUCGCUUCCUGCGGUAAAUCAAACAACUUUCCGUGCAUCUUCGCCGUGGUAGCUGGUGAGACCACCUGUACGGUUUCCAAACACUUCUACAGUUACGUGUUCCAAGUCAAACAAACGAGCAUUGCUCAAACCAUCCUCUGCACCAUAGCUGAAGGAUUUACGAGAACAAGCUGGUCUGUUUGAAGUACGAAAAAGAAAUGCUUCAACUAGAUGAUCAAGGACGCAAAACACGAAUAACAGCUAUGACCAUAAGGAAAAAAUCUCCU